AUGGCUGACGCGUCGGGCUCGGGCCGUUCGGGAAAGUCGGGCCGAAGGAAGAAGCAUGUGAAGAAAGAAGUGAAGACGGUGCUCCGUGAUGGCCAAGCGAUGAGCAUCAUCCAGAAGAACCCUGAGCUUCUGGCGCAAGUCACCGAGCAAUUGAAGAACUUGCCGCCUCAGCAGCCAGGUGCUCGUCGUCCCACGAUUGUCAUCUACUACAACGACGUGCGGCUGAAGAAGAAAAAGAAGCACAAGAAGAAGCGGAAGGUUGCCUCGUGCAACAGCGGGAAGGUCGAACGUGGAAAGGAGAAAGAAAAAGAUAAAGACAAGGAGAAAGAGCCCGAGGCGGAGAAGGAGGCAGAUGAGGAGCCUCCGCCCCCGAAAUUCGAUGCUGCCGCCGAGGGUUACCAGUGUGUGGAUGCAGUGUGCUUCUGGGCUUUUGCCGGGAUUCCGCUCGUCGUGCCCAUCUCUAAUGCGGAGGAAGCGCAACUUCCUAAACCCAAGCCACCAAAGGCGCCGGUGAACGGCUGGCUGCGUAAGUCUCCAAAAGGUGUACCGCUCUUCCAAGAAGCCAAGUGUGGCACUCGCUGCCCGGUUAAUGCGCAAAAGGGCCAACUGGUGAAGGACGGCAACGGCUGGGCGGUUUUUGUCGUCAACGGCAUGGAAGUCGAUGCAUCCGGAAACCCCAUCCUCCCUCCGGUCACCAACGGUCAGGGAAAGGAGAUGUCCGAGAUGCACAAAGUUGGCUACGAUAUUCCGAUGAGCGGGACGGUGACGCUCGAGAAUGACGGCACGCUGACGUUCAUGAAGCGCGAGCUCAAGGCGAACGAAGGCGUGACGGUCAUGUCGGAGAUUCGCUCGCCGGAGUCGGUGUCUGGCGUACUCGUCCGCGAGAAGAACACCGGCAAUAUUCUUUUCCUUUCCACCGAGGAAUAUGGAGUCGGAGGCGCCCUUGCUGCCGAAAAAGCCAAUGCCGAGAAAGACGCCGAGAAGCGCACCGUGAUCACCCAGCAGCCGUUGGGCACUGUGCUGAAGGACGUGAAAUGGAACACGAAGCUUGAAGCCGUGGACCCGGACUCGGCUGGCGCAGCUGAAAAGAUGGGCGUCAUCGUCCAGACCUCUACGGCCCCGAUGUAUGUGCCGACUGAAAUCUGGGAGAGCGAGAAGAAGCUCACGAGCAAGAAGCCUGGUAACAAAAAUUCCGACGCGCUCUCCAUCCAGGCUGAAGUUGUGAAGGAGCUGCUUGGCGUUUCGGUGAAUGGGCGGAAGAUGGUCGAGGUGGCCGAUCAAAUCUACCGGGCCAAGCAGGAGGGCAAAAGCCUGGAAGAGGUCCAGAAGCUCGACGAGGAGGAGAAGGUCAUUCGCGAGAGGGAGAUGGCCGAAGACAGGGAGCGCCUCAUUGCCGAGCACCAGAAAUUGUUCGAAUCGCGCUCGCAGUUCUUCUUCGAAGCCGGCGGUCCGAUGUACACGCCGCGU
This is a messenger RNA of Mesorhabditis spiculigera, 1467 nucleotides long. NCBI's taxonomy places the organism in Eukaryota, Metazoa, Nematoda, Chromadorea, Rhabditida, Rhabditidae. The record is from the annotation of a GenBank genome assembly.